CUCUGCCUUGUUCAAUAUUAUGGCGUAUAGAACGACUGACCGCAAGACGCAGCUAGCACCCACCAAUUCCGAUAUAAUCGCCGCAAUAACAACGCUGACAGCGCCUUCAAGGUACUUUACUCACCUUUAACGCCCGAGAGAGUCGGUUAUUAGGCGCUCAUCCUUGAUGUGCUCUGCCAAUCAUUCACACUGCCCUCAGACGGGCAAACAUCACCGAAGGUGAAAGGAGGGUUCGUAAGUCCGUGUGAAAGUGACCGUUCCUUUCUUACCUCUCCCUCAGCGAUCAAUCGAGAUGGUCCGGCCGGGUCUAGCUCGACGGCAUGUUCCGUGUCAAUAGUGUCGCAGGAGGAAGGCACGCAAGCUUGGGCAAGAACGAAGCUCGCACUGUAAACACAACUCCGCUUUGCCGUCCAAACAAGCGUUUCUACCGGACACCCAAUAUCGACAUCACAGCACAAAGCAAGGCAGCUCACUCGACCAGACUCGACUCACGGUGAUGUGCUUCCAAGGCUUCGUCUACUUCGCCUGCGGGCACUCACGGAUCGUAUAUAAUGACUGUGCGGUCGCGACAACAACCGGCCUCCCGUACUUCAACCGCACCCUCUGCCCUAAUUACACUAUCGAUCACCAGCAGGCUCCCAACCCGUGCGGUCUCGGCGGCUUCUACUGUAGUCAUGACCAAGCCGGCACGCUGUUCGACCAGUACUAUGCCCAGUUCAGGGCCGCGGAGAACUCCCUACGCAACGCAGACAUGGUGCUGGCUAACAUCAGGUCCAAAGUUCCGCGGCUGCGGCAGGAGGUGCAACGAAGCGGCAUGACUCCUAAGCAGCUCAGGGCUCAUCAUAGCGUGAUCACCUUUACAAACCAGCUGAACCGCAGUACCCAGCAGCAAGCUGCAGCACUUAGGGCGAUCGCUGCAGCUCAGAAGAUCCUGCUGCAGGGUAUAGCCUACUACCAGCUCCGCGCUCAAUGGGUGCAGAACGGCGGCAACCCAGCCAAUUUCCUACCGUUCGUCCCAAGCGUCGAGUACGGUCAGGUACCCACCCAACCGCGCGAUAGGAUGUACCUACCUGGUACUCAAGCUCCGGCGGCGCCCAAUCUGAUCGCGUCUGAGAACACUUCAAGUCAGCCGACUCAGCAGGCGCUGAUCCCCAUAACCCGCUAUCCACUCAGCCCAGACCGUUCAGAUGAGCUUGCGGCACCAACAUAUAAUACUCCCAUUCUUCCCAAUCCCUACCCAGUCCCGGCUUCCUUCCCACCCUCUUCAGGCGAUCCACCACCCAUGCAGCCGCCAGUCCUGCCGGCCAACAGAGACGGACGCCGCCGCAAAGCCCGGACGCCUGCACCACUAAGAAAGGACAGCGUCAUCGAGCUAGAAGACAGUGUGAGACGCAGCACGCGUGUCAGAGGCAAGAGAGUCAGCUAUGCUGAGAGCUCCGACUCUGCAUCGCGCGAGGCUUCACCCAUCAAGUCUGACAUCACAGGCUUCACGCCCGAGAGAUCUGAAGCAUCCAGCUCACCGCCGAAGAAGGGUCGCCCGCGUAAAAAGGCGAAGAUGGAGGAGGUCAUGGACCCGUUCACAUUGUCGACCUCGCUGGGUCAGAAGAUGGCCGACUGGAGCAAGCGUGGCGGCGGUCCAACCAAAACACCUUCGCCACUCGCUCACGGUCCUCUGUUCGGUCUCGGAGAGCUCAGCCAGGUCACUUCUCUGCGUACACAGGGUCCAUCGCUGGGUGAAGUAGCAGUCUCGCUGCGUGCAAGAAGGUCUGCUGACUUCAAGGCAUAGGAUUGGACACGACGCCUUUCUCAGACAUGCCGACAUUGCAGCCGACUCAGGGAAACCAGGAUGAGCUUGGCAGGGCGAUGAGAAUGGCAGCGAUACCUUAUAGUAAGUCAGAUUGA
Messenger RNA from Baudoinia panamericana UAMH 10762, 1902 nucleotides. RefSeq lists its product as uncharacterized. The coding region runs from base 497 to 1786 and encodes 429 amino acids. NCBI's taxonomy places the organism in Eukaryota, Fungi, Ascomycota, Dothideomycetes, Mycosphaerellales, Teratosphaeriaceae. The transcript has a single exon. The record is from RefSeq and is a predicted model, not a curated record.